This is a messenger RNA of Brassica rapa (field mustard), 2405 nucleotides long. RefSeq names its product K(+) efflux antiporter 4. Gene Ontology annotation, biological process: potassium ion transmembrane transport; proton transmembrane transport. Lineage: Eukaryota; Viridiplantae; Streptophyta; Magnoliopsida; Brassicales; Brassicaceae. Gene Ontology annotation, cellular component: membrane. Gene Ontology annotation, molecular function: potassium:proton antiporter activity. The record is from RefSeq and is a predicted model, not a curated record.
AUCUAACCGUUAGGAGAGACGGCAUGCAUGUUUUACGAAAAGGAAAACAUUUUCUCCCAAAUCAAUUGAUCUCUCCGUGACCUAGUUUUCUAUUUUCUCUCUUCUUGACUUUCGGGAACUCUAUCAAUCGACGCUUCCACAAUUUGCUGAAACAGCAAAUCCCUUCGAAUUUUUUCAGAUUACGGAUCUAGCUGGUCAGGGCUUCUCGCUCGCCGUCGAGUUGUAUAACAGAAACAGAGAAUAAAGGCUUCAUUCAAGAAGAAGAGACUUUGAACAAGAUUCAAGUGAUGAAGCGUGAUUAUGAUGAGACGAAAAUGAAGGAGUUAGAGCAGAUCAGCGUGACAACUUAUAACAUCACCUCAAACGCAAUGAUGAUAACACAGGUUGAAACAGUAGCUCAGUUUGGUGUAAUCUUUCUCCUUUUUGCUUUAGGAUUAGAAUUUUCUGCAGCAAAGCUUCGUGUAGUUCGUGCAGUAGCUAUUCCAGGAGGUCUUCUUCAAAUAUUUUUGUUCAUGUGCUUGAGUGGGAUAACAGCCUCGUUAUGCGGUGGUAAACUAACAGAAGGAAUAUUCGUAGGUGCUUUUCUUUCGAUGUCGUCAACAGCGGUGGUGUUGAAAUUUUUAAUGGAAAAAAAUAGCAUAAGUGCUCUACAUAGCCAGAUAACCGUUGGAACACUUAUCCUUCAGGAUUGUGCUGUGGGUUUGCUUUUUGCUCUCCUUCCGGUUCUUGGUGGCACAUCUGGUGUCCUUCAAGGAAUGUUGUCCAUGGCUAAAUCGUUGGCUAUUUUGAUUGCGUUUUUGGCUGCUUUGUUUGUACUGUCACGUACCUGGGUACCAUGGUUUCUAAAACUUAUGACAAGCCUUUCUUCUCAGACUAACGAGCUCUACCAGUUGGCCGCUGUAGCAUUUUGUUUGCUUGUUGCUUGGUGUAGUGACAAGCUCGGUCUAAGUCUUGAGCUGGGUUCCUUUUCGGCAGGAGUGAUGAUCUCAACAACGGAUCUCGCCCAGCAUACUCUUGAACAAGUAGAACCAAUCCGCAAUUUUUUUGCAGCGCUGUUCCUUGCUAGUAUUGGAAUGUUGAUACAUAUGCACUUCUUGUGGAACCAUGUUGAUAUUCUGGUAGCAGUUGUGUUACUGGUGAUAGUGAUAAAGACCGUGGUCGUUGCAAUCGUUGUUAACGUCUUUGGAUACUACUUGUUGGAAUGUCGCUUGCGCAGAUUGGGGAAUUUGCUUUUGUUCUGCUAAGUCGAGCAUCUAAUCUUCACCUUAUUGAGAGCAAACUGUACCUCCUACUUCUGGGAACAACUGCUCUAAGCCUGGUAACGACACCAUUUCUAUUAAAGUUGAUACCGGCUGUUGUACAUUUAGGAGUGCUCUUACGGUGGUUCUCUCCCGAUAACUGAGAUUCUUAUUUGGGAACAUUGUCCCUUGCUGCCUCCUUGGUUCGAAAAGGCGUGUGGCGAGAAGAAGCGAAGAGACUGGCGCUUAGCGCCUAGCGCCACGGCGCCACAAAGGAAGCGCUUCAUGUAUCCUGCAACAAGAAGAAAGAGAACUCUAAUACUGACAUUAUUAAAGCACUGAAGACUAAGAGAAAGAUACUUACCGCAAUGCGUUGAUCCCACCAAGCAUCCGACAUCUCCAACCUUCCCAAAGCAUCAUAGACAAGCCCGGUUCUAUUGUGGGUAAGCUUCUUGAACUUGACAUAUGCUUUUCUACUAAUAUCAACCUUGUUCUUAAACCUGUCCCAUAUCCAUCUCUUACCAAAUUUCUCUUCAAACUUAUUUACGAUGAACUCUCUUCCAGCUAGAUUCAUGCCACUCCUUGGUCUGUUCCCUUUCUUUUUCUCAUCAGCAUAAAGAGCAAAGAAAUACCUAACUUCUUCAUCGGUCCAUUUCUAAAUAACAAGUCUCAUCAAUAGACAAACAAGCUAAACUAGCAGAAAAAACUAUCACAAAAGAUCUAAGAAACUAGAACUGCCUAAAACACUUACAUCAUCAGCCAUUCUUCUUAUCUUGUCUUGUUGUGAUUUAUGUCCAACCUGAGAAGAUAAUACAGACAUAAAUGAUGAGACUUGCAGACACAUAUUUCAUCACUACUACUAAACUGAAACAACAAUCUAUCAAAAGCACACAAAAUUUGACUCUUGUUCCAAACAUCGAAGCUUUAUUCAGACCAAACUAUAAACUACUUGAAAGCAAAUGCAAGAACACUUCGUCACAUACCAAAAAGAACUCAAACCCAUGUCUGAAAACAUUCACAGGAACUCAAACCCAUGUCUGAUAAUCGGAUUAAAAACAAAGAUUUGAUAAUCAAAAUCUUAAAUCUAAAAGCAACCCAUAUCAAGAAUCAAAAAACCCAACAGUCAACUUAAUUAAUCUAAAGGUUCCAUUAUCCUCACACAAAACG